UACCUUCACACAAUAAAGUCAAAUAUCAGCAGACAGACACAAUUACUAUUGUAAUUGCUAUUAGUAGCUUAGUAGCUUUGUGUUGUGCAGUUUGUGACACUGUACCUCUCUCUGAAGUGCAGGGGAUGAGAGCAGAGUGUCACUAACCAUCUCCAACGCUUCUCACAAAGACUUGGGCAAGUACCAGUGUCGGCUCACCACUUUACAUGGAUCAGUCACUUUGGACUACCUGCUCACAUAUGAAGUGCUCAGUGAGAUUGUCAUCCCUCCAUCUCAAAAGACCAUCUCAUCUGCUCCUGUGCCGGUGAGCAGCGAAGAAGAGGAUGUCCACUGUUCCAGGUUGAUUUUCAAAGAGGAUUUUCUAGCUAACCAAUACUUUGGAGAGAACCAGCCUGCCAGCAUCAUCACUGAAAAGGUUCACUUUGGGGAGGGGAUGCAUCGGCGGGCUUUCCGGACCAAGCUGCAUGCAGGUCACAUACCCAUGUUACUACCUGGACACUCCUGUGUGCUCAAAGUACACAAUGCUAUCAGCUACGGGACCAAGAACAACGACGAGCUUGUUGAGAGGAACUUUACCUUGGCUGUAGAAGAGUGCCAUGUCCAGAACACAGCAAGAGAGUACAUCAAGGCGUACACCACUGCAGCCCAGUCUGUUGAAGCCUUCGGAGAAAUCCCAGAGAUCAUUCCCAUCUACCUGGUUCACCGUCCAUCCAAUGACAUCCCGUACGCCACACUGGAGGAGGAGCUGAUUGGUGACUUUGUCAAGUAUUCGGUCAAGGAUGGCAAAGAGAUCAACCUGAUGAGACGCGACUCGGAGGCAGGACAGAAGUGUUGUGCUUUCCAACACUGGGUCUACCAUAAAACUGAGGGUAACCUUCUGGUUACUGACAUGCAAGGAGUAGGAAUGAGGCUUACUGAUGUGGGAAUAGCCACCUGUAAGAAAGGAUAUAGGGGCUUCAAAGGAAACUGUGCCACGUCUUUCAUUGACCAGUUCAAAGCCUUGCACCAGUGCAACAAGUACUGUGAGAUCCUGGGCCUCAAAUCCCUGCAGCCCAAAGCUAAAAAGCCUGCAUCUGCUCCGAAACCUAAACCCCAAACCUCUGCUGCACCAAAGAAGAAAUCAUUUGGGCCCACAGUGAAGGGCAAGUCAUAAUAGGAGAAGAAUCUUGGGCUACGGUUUUAAUUGUUAUUGAAAUGGUGAGGGUAUUGAUGAUUAGCUUCUCUCAAGUUGGACCUCGUCAUGCAGAGGUUGGCCUGUAAGGAAGAAAGGUUUUGGGCUGCAGCAGGCCAGUGCAUGGAGGAAACACAUGCGUUUGACUGAACGGAGCAAUCUUUAAGCAACCAGCAUCUGUAGUUUCAUAAGAGUUUUUGCUUCAUCUCAUGUUGAACAUUUGAGAAAUAUAUUUUAAUUUAAUGAAGAUUUCACCAGAGAUUGUUUCUGUAUGAGAGAGUAUAAUCUAGGGGUGGAAACUUUAUUUAGUUUUGGGAAAACUGUGACAAAUUUAACAAACACUUGAAAAGGAUGAUGAGAAUGGUGAGUUUGUCAACAGUGUUGAACUGUGAUGUCUUUGAUGAUUUAGACUUUAUUGACUUUAUUGAUGAGUGAGAUUUUCAUGUUUUUUCAACUUGUUUUCAAAAUAAUAGUUCAUUACAUUAAUGAACAUGUUGAUUAAUUGAUUGGAGGAAAUUUCUUUCAAGUAGGUUGUAUGAAAAAAUACACACAGUACAGGACAUGUAUUAUUUUUGGUUACACAGUAUGAGUGGGUCGUUUUUGUUUGGUGGUAUUUCAUGAUCGUGUAUUCAGUUCAGUGUUGCAUUGUUAUUAUAGUUUUAUUCAUUUAGUAACGGCACUGAUUCAGGAUGAGUUUAUAUUUUUAUUCUGGAAACAACACAAAGACAUUUUGUACACAUAAAGCUCAUGUAAAGUAGGCCUUUCAAUGUAUUCACUGAAAAAUGUGAAGAUUUAUUGAUUUGUCAUGUUAUCUAGGGCAGUUCUGCUUGUUAAAUUGAUUUCAAUUGAUUGAUUGAAUGUCUGGCAUCAUUUCAAGGAUCUAUACUUUAUACGGUCUAGCUCAAACUAGGUGAAAGACAAAUCUGGACCCAGUAAUCACACCACACUAACCUUACAUCCAGAGCAAAAUCUACUUGCAUACACAGUCCAUUGGAUGCUAGCUAUGCUAACUGCAAUC
Micropterus dolomieu (smallmouth bass) is the source of this 2189-nucleotide messenger RNA. It is a transcript of the gene alpk2, whose product is annotated as alpha-kinase 2. Gene Ontology annotation, molecular function: protein serine/threonine kinase activity; ATP binding. Lineage: Eukaryota; Metazoa; Chordata; Actinopteri; Centrarchiformes; Centrarchidae. The record is from RefSeq and is a predicted model, not a curated record. The coding region runs from base 434 to 1153 and encodes 239 amino acids. The transcript has 7 exons. Gene Ontology annotation, biological process: protein phosphorylation.